Molecule: messenger RNA, 4544 nt
Organism: Varanus komodoensis (Komodo dragon)
Lineage: Eukaryota; Metazoa; Chordata; Lepidosauria; Squamata; Varanidae
Gene: TLR7
Product: toll like receptor 7
Exons: 2
Coding region: 90-3284 (1064 amino acids)
Biological process (GO): positive regulation of interleukin-6 production; defense response to virus; canonical NF-kappaB signal transduction
Cellular component (GO): plasma membrane
Molecular function (GO): pattern recognition receptor activity; protein binding
Source: RefSeq, a predicted model, not a curated record
AUCGUCGUGAACGAUCUUUAUUUGCCUUCUGGCUUGUCCUUGUCCUGAAGCUGCAAGAUUUCUUGCAUUGUUAUCUACUUCCUAACAUCAUGCUCCCCAAGAGCAAGACAUUCAUCUACCUUGAAGGUACACCGAGAAAGGCAAUUCAUCCUUGGAGCACAACAGGUGGACUGCUUUUCCUCAUGCUCUCACUAUUUCCAGAGAUUAUGCCAGCCAUGCAGUUCUUUAAGACCCUACCAUGUCAUGUGUAUGAUACGAAAACUUUCCUGACUGUGGAUUGCAGUGAUCGGGGCCUCGUAAAAUUCCCAAAUGAAAUUCCUGACAAUGUUACCAAUCUGACAAUUUCCAUUAAUCACAUCCCAAAGAUCAUCCCAAGUUAUUUUGAGAAGUUUGACAAACUUCUGGAGAUUGAUUUCAGGUGCAACUGUGUGCCUUUUAUGGUGGGACCUAGAGAUCGUGUGUGUAAAGAGAGUCUGAAAAUUCAAAACCAAAGUUUCGCCAAACUCUCCAGACUGGAAUCACUCUACCUGGAUGGAAAUCAGCUCACAGAAAUCCCUCAAGGCCUGCCUCGGAAUUUACGUCUUCUGAGUCUUGAAGCAAAUACCAUUUUUUCCAUCAAAAAAGAAAAUUUGUCAGAACUUGAGCACCUACAAAGUCUCUUCCUAGGACAGAACUGCUAUUACCGCAAUCCUUGCAACGUUUCAUACGACAUUAACAAAACAGCCUUUCAGGCCCUUAGGACACUGCAAGUGCUGUCACUGAAAGCAAAUAACUUAACGUCUGUCCCACAGAAUCUGCCAUCCACUUUAACGGAACUGUACCUUUAUAAUAACGUCAUCCGUAACGUCACGGAACAUGAUCUAAUCGGUCUUCAUAACUUGGAAACUCUUGACUUAAGUGGCAACUGCCCACGCUGUCACAAUGCCCCGUAUCAUUGUGAGGAAUGCCCCAACAGGGGAAGCAUUUUCAUCCAUCCCAGAGCCUUUGACUCCUUAAAGCAAUUAAAAAUUCUGCGCCUCCACAGCACCUCUCUUCGUUCAGUGGACAGUAACUGGUUUAAAAAUACUGAGAAGCUUGAAGUGCUUGAUCUUUCACAAAAUUACUUAGAUAAUGAAAUAGAGUCUGCCCAUUUUCUAACAUUUCUUCCUAACCUUGUGGACCUGGACUUGUCUUUCAAUUUUGCACUGCAAUCAUACCGUUCAACUUUGCGUUUACCAAGUACAUUUUCUAAACUGUCUAAUCUGAAAUACUUAAGGAUUAGGGGUUUUAUUUUCAAGGAACUUGAUCAACGAACUGUAGACAACUUGAUUCCUCUUAAAAAUCUUAGCGUGUUGGACUUUGGAACCAAUUUUAUAAGGAAUGCUGACAUUGCUAUGUUUAAAAAAUUCCAUGCUCUUAAAAUUAUACACCUUUCAUUCAAUAAAAUCUCUCUCUUUUCAAAUGAACCCAAUCAUCAGUUUUUCUCUGCUCCCAAGGUUAUAGCAGAAAGGUAUGAUGGCAGAAUGCUGCAAGAUAUGCACUAUUUCAGAUAUGAUGAAUAUGGCCGAAGUUGCAAAUCUAAAGACAAAGAGUCUGUUUAUUCAUUGCCAUUUUCCAUUGAGCCUUCUUGUAGCAAUUACGGGGAAACACUGGAUUUAAGCAGAAACAAUAUAUUUUUUGUUGCCUCCUCUGAUUUCCAACAUCUCACUCAACUUAAGUGCCUCAAUUUGUCUGGUAAUGCUAUGAGCCAAACUUUAAAUGGGACUGAAUUCCAGUAUCUGUCUAACUUGAAAUACUUGGAUUUUUCUAACAACCGAAUUGAUUUGCUACAUGCAAAUGCCUUUAAAGAGCUGAAAGAACUGGAAGUUCUAAACCUUAGUGAUAACAGCUAUUAUUUUAAGGCAGAAGGCAUCACUCACAUGUUAGGCUUUACCAGAAAUUUGGUCAGCUUGACAACAUUGUUUAUGAAUGGGAAUGAGAUUUCUACAUCCACUGAUGAAGGGAUGGAAAGCCAUUCACUCAAAAUAUUGGAAUUUAGAAAGAACCGCUUAGAUAUUUUAUGGAAAGCUGGGACUGAUAAACAUUUUGCAUUCUUCAAGAAUCUGAGCAGCCUGGAGAAUCUUGACAUUUCUGACAACUCUCUGAAUUUUAUACCCAAUGAUGUGUUUGAUGGUCUCCCACAAACACUCAAGGUGUUCAAGCUAGCCGAUAACAAUAUUAAAUAUUUUAAUUGGAGCAAACUGCAGAUUCUGAAGAACCUAUUGGUCUUGGAUCUUAGCAACAACCAGUUGAUUACUGUACCCCAUGAGCUGUCCAACUGUUCUCCAACCCUUCAACAAUUCAUACUACAAAACAACAGGAUCAAAAAGCUGACAAAUAAUUUUCUUCAACAAGCUUUCCAUCUGAAACACUUAGAUCUCAGUUUUAAUAAGAUAAAAACACUCAAGAAUUCUAGCUUCCCCGUGAAUGAUAUCAAGAAUCUAGAAACGUUACACCUACGUGGUAAUCCGUUCAGAUGUAACUGUGAUCUUGUGUGGUUUGUCUGGUGGAUCAACCAAACAAAUGUGACUGUACCUUUUCUGGCAACAGAUGUGACUUGUGAGGGGCCAGGUUCAUGGAAAGGUAAAAGUGUGGUUUUCUUAGAUCUGAAAACAUGUGAGCUGGACAUUUCCCAGUUCCUGUUCUUAUUGUCCAUUUCAGUCAUCACAUUUCUGAUGACAGUCCCAGUUAUAAGCUACCGUUACUUCUGGGAUGUGUGGUAUUUCUACCAUUUCUGCAGUGCCAGUUUAAAAGGGUAUCAGCGUCUAUUUUCAUCUGAAGUUAUGUAUGACGCAUUUGUGGCUUAUGAUAAGAAAGACCCAGAUGUGACAGAAUGGGUCCUGAAAGAAUUAGUUGAAAAACUGGAAGAUCAGAAAGAGAAACAAUUCAAUUUAUGCCUGGAAGAAAGGGACUGGCUACCAGGAAAACCAGUUCUGACUAACCUUUCUGAUAGUAUACAGGUGAGCAGAAAAACUGUAUUUGUGCUAACAAACAAGUACAUUGUGAAUGGCAACUUCAAGAUAGCCUUUUAUUUGGCUCACCAGCGCCUGUUGGAUGAAAAGGUUGAUGUAAUCAUCCUGAUAUUCCUUGAGAAGGUUUUGCAAAUGUCAAAGUAUCUCCGCCUCCGAAAGAGACUGUGUAGUAGCUCUGUCCUCAAUUGGCCAACCAAUCCUCAGUCUCAGAGUUAUUUCUGGCACUGUCUGAGGAAUUCACUAGCCUCAAACCAUGCCUUGAGCUAUAACAAGCUUUUCAGAGAAAUGGUAUAGGUUGGUCACAUUCUAGAAAAGGCUUAAUAAGUUAAGGAAAUGAGUGAAGGGUGAAUUGCAGCUGCUACAUCAAGAUUUUAAACCACUGGCGGUACAACUGGAAAGCAGCUCUUAUGCCACCUCAGAUGCAUUCUGGGAUACAGGAAACUGCUUAUUUGAGGAAAGGGAUAUAAAGGAAGUGCCGUUAGUCCACAGAACUUUUUACAUAAGAAAUAUUAGGAUAUGCAAAGAGUUCUGGCAGGUUUUUAUGAGUUCUUUAAAAAUCUGAGCUGGGAAAGAUUUGCCACUCUAAGCUUCUUUUUCCACUCUUCAUAAGGCUAUUGUUUGUAUAGAUGUCUCCUCAACCCAUGAUUUUAAAAAAGAGGAAAAAAAACAUCGGAGCAUAAUGUUGGAGUUUGGAUGGUAGUGGCCUUAAGAAAUCAGGUGUUCAGCUGUGGUGACAUAGUUGGUUUAAUGAUACUGUGUGGUAGAAAUUGGCUAUGUGCUAGAAAUUGUGUCCUAGAAAUUGUCCUACAUUGUGACAGGGGAUGGACGUUGCAUGGUCACUGAUACAAGGCACAUUUCAGCCAGAAACUCAUUGGCAUUAGGACUAAAACGUCUCAGCCUUGGCACCUGUCCAUUCAUAUGUAACUUGGGACUCAUAAUAUUUACAAGGUUGUUGAAAUAAUUUCUGUAAAGUGCUUCUGCCCGAGUGUUAUUAUUAAAAUGCCGAAGUCCUGCUUCGGCAACGGCGCGAGAAAGUUUCAGGAGAGAUCCCUGAUAAAGAAAACUGCAGUCCGGAGAUUAGGUACAAAGCAUGCUCGGUUGUGUUUGCAGGGGAAGAAAAGAAUUCUCCCCCUCACCUCCGGCACCUCCUUUUAUUCACUACCUUGGUUUACCAAAACAGUUGCAUACAGCCACUCAGAUGUCAAGUAGCUGGCCAAUCACCUACUGGCCGCGCAGACGCAGAAUACACAAAGCUUACAAAUAGCUUUAUAUGGUUACAAGCCUUAUAUGGUUACAAGCCUUAUAUGGUUACAAGCCUUAUAUGGUUACACAGGUAAAUUACAAUACUAUAGUGCUGUCGUGGCGUACGUGACUACAGCGUGACCCAGCGAAGAACUCUGCAUGACCCAGCGAUGAACUCCCACAUUAAAACAUUGUUGGAUUUAUCAUCUAUGGAUUACUAAAAUUAAUUAAAACAGAUACCAGUUUUAAUCAGACUAGAAGAAGCAUUUUUUUCUAUUAUAAGUUUCUGCAGGAUCCGCCCUAGAACCAAAA